Beta vulgaris subsp. vulgaris (sugar beet) is the source of this 2647-nucleotide messenger RNA. Its product is annotated as DEAD-box ATP-dependent RNA helicase 18. Gene Ontology annotation, cellular component: nucleolus. NCBI's taxonomy places the organism in Eukaryota, Viridiplantae, Streptophyta, Magnoliopsida, Caryophyllales, Amaranthaceae. Gene Ontology annotation, molecular function: ATP binding; nucleic acid binding. The transcript is spliced from 11 exons. The coding region runs from base 123 to 1904 and encodes 593 amino acids. The record is from RefSeq and is a predicted model, not a curated record.
UUUGUUGCUAGGUGCGUUUCAAUCCAAGAUCACAGUGUGGAUGGUGGUCUCGAGUCUACAUACAAAUUUGCGAGAGAAAAGGGUUUAUUUGCUGGGUUUUAGAAAAUAGAAACCUCCCUGCAAUGGCGAAAGAAGAAGCUACGAGCAACCCAAACAAGGCACUAACAAAUACCCGAUUCUCCAACCUUAAACCGGAGCUAUCAGAACCAGUUCUUGAAGCUUUAAACCAUGGCGGUUUUGAGCACUGUACGCCGGUUCAAGCCGCCACCAUCCCUUUGUUAUGCAGCUAUAAAGAUGUCGCAGUUGAUGCGGCCACUGGUUCAGGAAAAACCCUAGCUUUCAUCGUCCCUCUUGUCGAAAUUCUCCGACGCUCCACCUCCUCUCCUAAACCACACCAAGUGCUGGGGAUAAUUAUUUCACCAACUAGAGAGUUGUCAUCACAAAUAUAUAAUGUUGCACUGCCUUUUAUCUCAACGCUUUCAAAUGUCAAGCCAAUGCUAUUAGUCGGAGGAGUGGAAGUAAGAGCAGAUGUGAAGAAGAUGGAGGAAGAUGGGGCAAAUGUUUUGAUUGGGACACCAGGAAGGCUGUUUGACAUCAUGGAACGUGUAGAUGUCAUGGAAUUUCGUGACCUCGAGGUUUUGAUUCUGGAUGAGGCUGACAGGCUUUUGGAUAUGGGAUUUCAGAAGCAGAUUAAUUCCAUAAUAUCGCGCUUACCAAAGAUUCGUAGAACUGGUCUGUUUUCAGCUACUCAGACUGAAGCAGUUGAGGAGCUGGCUAAAGCUGGAUUAAGGAAUCCUGUGAGGGUUGCAGUCCGAGCAGAAACAAAAUCAUCAGAUAAUGACCCCGGAAUGGCCAGCAAUUCAAUAACACCUUCCGGCCUGCAUAUUGAGUAUCUGGAGUGCGAGGCAGACAAGAAAUCAUCAGAGCUUGUUGACCUUCUUGUCAAAUACAAAUCCAAAAAGAUUAUUAUCUACUUUAUGACUUGUGCUUGUGUUGAUUACUGGGGAGUUGUUCUUCCACAGCUCGCUGUUUUGAAGGGCCAUUCACUAAUUUCUCUGCAUGGGAAAAUGAAACAAAAUGCUAGAGAGAAAGCUUUAGCUUCAUUUACAGGUCUUUCAAGUGGGGUUCUUCUUUGUACUGAUGUCGCUGCUCGUGGAUUGGACAUACCAGGCGUUGACUGCAUUUUGCAGUAUGACCCACCACAAGAUCCAAAUGUAUUCAUUCAUAGAGUUGGUCGGACUGCUCGGAUGGGAAAACAGGGAAGUGCAGUUGUCUUUUUGUUGCCCAAGGAGGAAUCAUAUGUUGAAUUUCUGCGGAUAAGGAGGGUUCCUCUACAGGAGAUGAUGUGCUCUGAUAAUGCUCCUGAUGUCAUUCCCGAGAUAAGGUCUGCUGCAAAAAAGGACCGUGAUGUUAUGGAGAAAGGACUUAAAGCAUUUGUCUCAUUCAUCCGUGCAUAUAAGGAGCAUCAUUGCUCUUACAUCUUCAGGUGGAAAGGACUAGAAGUCGGGAAGUUGGCAAUGGGGUUUGGGUUAUUGCAGCUACCUUCAAUGUCAGAUGUGAAGCUCCACACCCUAUCAACUGAAGGUUUUAUUCCAGCUGAGGAUGUGAAGUUUCAGGAGAUCAAAUUCAAGGACAAAUCUCGUGAGAAACAAAGGAAAAGGAAGUUACUGGAGAAACGAUCAGAAGAAAAGCAAAAUCCAAAACCACAAAAACACAAACCCGCUCCAGAUCAUAAGACUGCUGCAAUGAAGAAGAAAACAGCAAAACAAAGACGUGCUGUUCAGGAUAAGGAAGAUGAUGAUGAGUUAACUCGAGAAUACCGCCUUUUGAAAAAGUUGAAAAAGGGAGCUAUUGGUGAGGAUGAGUAUGCGAGGUUGAUGGGAGCUGAAGAUUUGCUUGAAUGAAGAAGAUCUAAAUUCAGCAGAAGUUGAGCAUGUUCCAACUUCUAAAUCCAAGGACCAGCUGCCAGGAAGCUAAUUAGCUUAGAGAGAGGUCAAGUGUCAACCCCUCCCUGAGAUCUCGAGACUGAGAAAGAAAUAUUGGCUGCUCCCGCUUUAUAUUGAUGUUUACACCAUGAGUCGCCAAUGCGAUUGAGAAACAUCGACAUGGCGGAGCAACAAAGCUUCAAGAAUAUUUGAAGAAAAAUAUCACAAAGGUAAACUAGAUAUAUCAAUCGAAAUCUUGAGUUUCAAAUUUUUUAUUUGUAUUAUCCCUAUUGGUUGUGUAUACAAAAGAGCCCGUCGACUGGCUGGUAAUUGAUUCUACAGUUGAGAUGCUAUAAGUUAGAGAUUAAUUUCUUUUGUUACUGAACUGGAAUAGAAUGAGGGAGUCCCCAUGGGGAUGUUCGAUAAAUCGGAAUGAUUGGUGCAACUUAUCAUGCCAAAGCUUUCACUUUCAGGUAUAGACAUAUUGCAACUUUUCCCUUGUAAUGACUGGCUUGUAGUUCAUGGUUGAGAUGUCUAAAUCUCUCUAGGGAUGAAUGAUGAUACAUCUGUUAACAGCUAAUAACCAUUAGGAUUAUUCAUCUAAGUUGCUUGCUUCUGAAUAAUGUAGUUUUCCAUUUUUUGAUGGGGUUUAUGCUGCUGCUGCCUUCUGAGCAAGCUUCCUUAUUGGAUUUUGGCAAGAUUAAUGUACUGUUUUCUGCUUA